Molecule: messenger RNA, 741 nt
Organism: Cuscuta campestris
Lineage: Eukaryota; Viridiplantae; Streptophyta; Magnoliopsida; Solanales; Convolvulaceae
Source: the annotation of a GenBank genome assembly
AUUUGAUCGUUGGUUGGGUUUCUUCCGAUUCUCACGAUUAAUUUGAUCAGCGCCGCCAAUUAUGGGAGGAUCGGAGAAUCGUUCAUGAGUCAUCCACGACUCGUGGGACUGAUCGUCUCUUACCAGCUAAUUCGUGGCCCAAUCCCAAUCUCUUAAACGAUCUCCUUUCGACCCACUCUACGCAAUUAUAGUAUGUAAUAGCCUACUAGGUCCAUUCUAUAUCUCGUUGGGCAAAAUAUCCAUCAUAUAUUCUCACCCCAUUCCUCUUUAAUAUACCAAACACUCACCAUGUUUUAUGAGAAGACGAAAGUGGUGGUGAUGAAAGACAUGACGAGGAGGAACACGGGAGCACCACCCACUUCUUCCGCCAACAACAACGUUCGCUACGCCGAAUGCCAACGGAACCACGCGGCCAACAUCGGCGGACACGCAGUCGACGGCUGCCGGGAGUUCAUGCCCUGCGGCGCCGAGGGGACCGCUGCCGCCCUCACCUGUGCGGCUUGCGGCUGUCACAGGAAUUUCCACAGGAGGGAAGACCGACCAACCCUAAACUAGCGCUCAUUUUUAUUUAUUUAUCUUUAUUAUUAGUGUGUACUCGUAAAUAUUUAUUUUAUAUAAAGAAAAUACAAAUCUGAAUCUAUCAAUUCGGUCGAUUUGUCAUUUGUAUUAUUUGUCGUCCCUACGUACAAUAUUUGUGGUGGAUGAGUUCAAUGGGAUUGCGAAUGAAACCUAAAUAGAUUG